AUUAAUAUUGUUUAUACGUAAUUUUCAAAUAUUAACAGUGGGCCUAACUCUACCCCUGCUCACAUGUGCCUUCUUCCCAAACUCUAUUCCUUAGUCACGUAACUAAAUAUAGUCUUUGAAAGCAAGCAAUUUGGAUUCCCUGCCUUGAUGCGCCAGUAUCACCAGCAGUGUGAGGAAUGGGAGUGAUUGCCUGCGGACAAUGCGACUCCGGGUCUGCCUCCUAUGGUCCAACCAGCAGGGCUGCCUGAGGUUCCCUCGGUGGUGUGUAUGUGGGAUGGGGCCACGAGAGUCGGGUCUCAUUCGGCCGGCGGGAUGGUUCUGCUUGACCCUCAUAGGGGGAUCCUCCUAGCCCAAGGAACCCAGUAUCGGUCUAUUGAUGAUCCCCUGGUGGUGGAAGCUCUCGCUCUCCUGGAUGCUACUUCUUGGCUAAUGGCUUCAUGGACGUGCGAUUUGAAGGCGAUGCCAAGGUUAUCAUUGACAGGAUCAAUCAAGCGGAUACCAAGGAUAGUAAGGUUGGGGUAAUUUUGGAUGAGAUUGUGCGAUGUUUGGGUACUCAUUCUGGGUUUAGUUUACGAUUUGUAGGAUAGAAUAACAAUAGGGUAGCCCACGCGGUGGCUAGAAAGACCCUUUCUUUGUAUCCGUCUACGUGUCGUUCUUUUAAUUUUUAGGCCUGGCUGCUUUCCAGGGUGUAACUAUCUGUCUAUCUUGAAUCAAUAUAUGAUUAUCUUUUGAAAAAAAAAAAAAUAUCUGAUUAAAUAUCUGCACAGAUCGCUAAAUCAGUCGUGCAUUCCUCUAUUAUAAACUACUGUAUUUAUC
This is a messenger RNA of Linum trigynum, 816 nucleotides long. The record is from the annotation of a GenBank genome assembly. NCBI's taxonomy places the organism in Eukaryota, Viridiplantae, Streptophyta, Magnoliopsida, Malpighiales, Linaceae.